AUGGAUGCGAUGGAUGCAUGGAAGCAACUUGCAGAGAAGGCUGACAGUACAAGAGUAGAAGAGGUUGCGUCCUCUCUGAUGGACUGGAUCCAGCGACAUCAAGAAAGCACGACGGGCGAUGUGGACCGGCUGCGGCAGCUCAGUGAAUCGAAGGCUGCCGCGUUUGAGCUCGUGCAGGUCAAACACAAUGUGCACAAUAUAUUGUCUGUGGCCGAGUCGAUACAGCAGGAGUUAAGUGCGCUGCAACGGGAAGUGAAUGAGAAAAUGACUGUUGCGGAUGUGCAAGAACUGCUGGACGCCCAGUCGACGAUGAACGGACUGCAAGAGGUAAGGAAGCAAAUGCAAGCGAUCACACGGCAACUCCACAGUGAGAUCUACCAGGCCCGCUACGUCUGGAAUGAUGGCCAUCUCAGCGCAAAGCAAACGAUUCAGUGGAGCUCUCAGGUUGUCAACACAAACGCCGAUAUUUUUCUUUGGCAACUUCACUCUGACGAAGUGAGGAUACUACUGCCUGGGCUGUAUCAUCUUCAAGCGGCGUUCUUUACCAACUACAGCCCCGCUAUCCAAGUGCUUGUGAACGGAGAGCCAGCGGUGCUCAAGCGCACAGCACCAGGCAGGGAAGCGACGUCGUGUGGUGCCCAGCGUCUUCACCACAGUGCCGGUAUCGUUGCGGGCCUAUCGGUGGAAGUGUUUCUCACGCUACCGGCGAGAGCAUUAGUGGCGAUUUCGUACGAUAUCGAUGAGGAAGCGCAAGGCUUUUUGAACCUACGAAAGCUGUAG
Phytophthora infestans T30-4 is the source of this 780-nucleotide messenger RNA. RefSeq lists its product as uncharacterized. The record is from RefSeq and is a predicted model, not a curated record. The coding region runs from base 1 to 780 and encodes 259 amino acids. NCBI's taxonomy places the organism in Eukaryota, Oomycota, Peronosporomycetes, Peronosporales, Peronosporaceae. The transcript is spliced from 5 exons.